Molecule: messenger RNA, 1881 nt
Organism: Punica granatum (pomegranate)
Lineage: Eukaryota; Viridiplantae; Streptophyta; Magnoliopsida; Myrtales; Lythraceae
Source: RefSeq, a predicted model, not a curated record
UAGUACCGGAUUGCCGUGCUCCUCUUCUUCCUUCCUCUUUCUCUCAAGUAUCAAUGAUGAAUUGUCACGUCUGCAGCGCUUUACGUUGAGGAAGAGGAAGCCAUGAACGCUCCUUUAAAGCUCACUUAUUGGCAUUCCAGCAAUGCUUUUUCAUUUUGCCCUCUUGAUUUUCUCUAGCAUAGCAAGUUGAUAAUAGUAGUAGUUAAGAGGAGGAGCUCUCUCCGUCGCUGAAACUUUAGCAUAACUACAGCCAGCGCAGCCUGAAUAAUUAGAGGCGAGGAAGAGAAUUAGAAUAGCCAUUGGUGCCUCAACGGAAGUUUCUUCGACGGAGAUGGCGGAGAUCUGCUGCGGCGUCGUGAGCGAGGCUUGCACGAUCGCAGCAUAUCAGCCGAGCUCGAGGGCGGCCAGGCGGAAGAGGAUGGAGCUCAGGCGGUUCAAGUUUGUGGGCGGCGCCGGCCUUGCUCCCGCGACGGUGUCGGAUAUUAACGAGCAGAAACGGCAGAAGCUGAAGGACUGCCUCAGUCGCAACUGCGAGAAAGCCUCCGAGAGCCGUCUCUCCGACGGAGAUAGACGCGGAUCGGAGACCAGAGACAUCUCGAGCGAUGAUGAUCGUAACCUUCCUUCAGUGUCUGACGUGAACGAGGUUCUUCCCAUUCCAAUGGGCCUAGGACUCUCGAAGGACCUCCCGAAAUUCGGGGUGGCGUCAGUAUGCGGGAGGAGGAGGGAGAUGGAAGAUGCGGUGGCGGUCCACCCCUCGCUCUGCAUCCAACACCAAGAUACCUCCAGCGGCUUCCAUUACUUUGCAGUUUACGACGGCCAUGGCUGCUCUCAUGUAGCGAUGAGGUGCAGGGAGAGACUGCACGAGCUGGUGAGGGAGGAGCUGGCGUCGGUGGGGGAAGGAGGUGGGACCGUGGAGUGGAGGGAGGCCAUGGGGAGGAGCUUCCGGAAGAUGGACAUGGAGGUGAUUGCAUGGAAUGAGAGCGUGGCGGGGAGGGGCUCCUGCAGGUGCGAGCUACAGUCCCCCGAGUGCGAUGCCGUUGGAUCAACUGCGGUGGUUGCUAUUGUGACCCCCGAUAAGAUCAUCGUGGCCAACUGUGGGGAUUCGAGGGCCGUGCUCUCUAGGAAAGGCAAGGCUGUUCCUCUCUCCAGCGAUCAUAAGCCAGAUCGCCCGGAUGAGCUGGACCGGAUUCAAUCGGCCGGGGGCAGAGUGAUCUAUUGGGACGGCCCUCGAGUUCUUGGUGUCCUGGCCAUGUCAAGAGCCAUAGGCGACAAUUACCUGAAACCCUACGUGAGCUGUGAGCCAGAGGUGACUGUGAUGGAGCGGACGCCGAGCGACGAUUGCCUCAUAAUCGCAAGUGAUGGACUGUGGGAUGUGGUGUCCAACGACACAGCGUGUGGGGUGGCACGGAUGUGCCUGAGGGGGAAGGUACGAGCUCCAGCAGAGGGAGAGGAGGGCUCCUCCUCCAACACAUCGCCAGUGGAUGAUAGCAGCUGGGGGGAGAUGUUGGACGGGGCAUGUUCGGAUGCGUCGAUGUUGCUGAUGAAGCUAGCACUGGCGAGGCACAGCACAGACAACGUGAGCGUGGUGGUGGUAGAUCUCAGGAGAUCCAUUACGUAGGCUAGGAAUGGGAAGCCUUCUCGGAUCUGGUCUUGGUCUUUCCCUUGGUCGUGUGUUGUUUUCUGGAAGGGAGAAGGGGUUGUAGGAGGGAGAUGGGGGUAUGUAUGCUGCAUGUAGUAGGAGUAUAGUAGGACUGGACUCUCUUAGACUUUCCCUUGAUCAUAUAGGGAAAUUUUUCAAUUUCACUAAAAGGUGAAAUUGGUGAUUUACGGAUAUGAUGGUUGACAUGAACUUACUUGUGCGCUUGCACGUUUAUCGUGGCA